AUGAGUCACCAAGCAGCGCGUGCACAAGAGGAAAGCACGACCGAGAUGGAAACUCGUCCCUCCUUCGCGCCCCAUCAAAUUUCUCAGACUUCUCACCUAUCCAACUCUUCACCUUCCACCUCCUAUCCCACUAUGUCCUCUGGCAACGCCGAUUUAUCCCAGGCCAAUCCUCGAUCCCGCCGUGAGGCCCAAAGCUCUGAGUCCAGCAGCUCCAAAGCUGCAACGUCUGUGUGGAGUCAAAAGUCAUCCACACCCCAAUCUCCGGCUUUAUCUCUCCCAUCCUCCAAUCCCGAGAGUAGUGACCUUGGAAUCGAUCCCACAACCCUGCUGACCGCUCAUAUCCUCGACCGACCCUCCUCUCUUGACCAGCUUUGCGACUAUCUUGACGUACUCAAAGAUGAGCUCGUGUCAGAUGACCCUCCUAGCUCCCAAUACGUUCUGGUGCAACGGAUCCCAGCCGAUCUUUUUUUAACGAUUGUUGAACACCCUGAACUUCUAAAAGGGGUGCGCGCAACAAUUCGCCACCACGAGCACGACGUCCUAUAUAAGAUGUCGUACCACUACCAUGAGAAAAUCGGCUGUUAUUUUGAUAUCUGGAUUAGCAAUGCUCUUGGUGAUAUGGGGUUAAGCAUUCUCAACCGUGAUUUUUGGCUUGGAGGGGCUGGACGGUCCACUGGUCGCGUGUGCGACAAGCAGGCAGACAAAUCGUUUUUCCCUGGAAGGAAUCCGGCGCCCGGUACACCUGUACAAUGGCCCUCUCUUGUGGUAGAGAUUGGGAUAUCCGAGUCCCUUCCCCAGCUACGGACGGAUGCCCAAUGGUGGUACUCCAACUCAAACCAGAAAACCCAGCUUGUGGUGCUCAUCUCCGCCAAUCCCACCACUCACGAUGCCGACAUCGAGAUUUGGACGCAAGUCGUCAACCGAAGAGUUGGAGCUACCACCAGGGGUACCACCAGGGGCGAGAAUACUUACGUCCUGGAGCGUACCAAGUCGGCUAGGCUUAGGAAUGGAGUGGUGUCUGGUGAUGUACUGGAACUUGAUUUCCAGACUUUGAUGGGGCGGCCGACACGAAACCCCCAAGAAACGAAUCUACAGCUUACUCCGAUUUGGAUACAGAGGCUUCCUGGAUGCCUAGUCGUUACGGUCUCAACUGACCGACCCGCCAACCCGACCCCCUACGUGACUCCAAGCUCCUCAUCUAUGGAGAGGCGCCUUCAACUUUCCCGACAGCUUGCACUGCAGUUUCGCAACUACCGAGACGCCAAUGAUCCCUGGUCGAACGAGUUCGACCCAGAGACCCUCGCUAGGAUUGGCGUUAUCCUGACCGCAGACAGCCCAGUGCACUUACCCAAAUCGGAGGACCUAUUCCCAGCUGCCUGGCCGAUAGACCGGUCCGUGCUCAAUAAGGCCGUGAAGAACUUCCUUCGUCUUACUUCCCACCUUCCUAUCACCCCUGCUCCAACCUCCACACCAACUUUCCCUCGCCCUGAAAGGUCACUUGGCCGUUCGUCAACUCGAACGUCAAGCCGGGCGUCUUGUGUCAGGUUCAAGCCAAGCGUCUAUUGA
Messenger RNA from Penicillium longicatenatum, 1566 nucleotides. RefSeq lists its product as uncharacterized. NCBI's taxonomy places the organism in Eukaryota, Fungi, Ascomycota, Eurotiomycetes, Eurotiales, Aspergillaceae. Bases 1 to 1566 code for a protein of 521 amino acids. The transcript has 2 exons. The record is from RefSeq and is a predicted model, not a curated record.